GCGCGCACGCCAGCUCUGCGGAAUGUUCUGGUUGUCAGAUGAAGAGUGCCUGAAAAAUAUUAUCUAAAAGCCCAAUUUGGGAAAAAAAAUAUUACAGUGAUAAACGGUGGUGUGCUAAAGAAGAUUGGGUACGAUGCCGCCCCUUACCCCACAAGUGUUCUGGGCCCAACGGCAUAAAGAUAUAUAUCUGCGAGUGGAGCUGAGCGACGCGCAGAAUCUUGACAUCAAUGUAAAUGACAACGUUCUUCAUUUCAAAGGCCAAGGUCAUGGAGCCAAAGGAGACAAUGAUUACGAGUUCAGCCUGCAGUUCCUGAAGCCAGUGAAGCCUGUGGUGGUGCACAAGUCCACACAGCGGCAGGUGAACAUCACGGUCAAGAAACAGGAGCACAGCUGGUGGGACAGGCUGACGCUGCAGGAGAGGAAGCCGCUGUUCCUCGCCCCCGACUUCGACCGCUGGCUGGACGAGUCCGACGCCGAGAUGGAGCUCCGAGCCAAGGAAGAAAAAAUCAACAAGAUCAGCAUAGAGUCUAGAGUUCCAAAGGACCCGUUCAGCAAUCUAAAGAGAGGCUAUCUGUUCAUGUACAACCUGGUGCAGUUCCUGGGCUUCUCCUGGAUCUUCGUCAACAUGACUGUGCGCCUCUUCAUUCUGGGACAAGAUUCCUUCUAUGACACAUUCCAUACCAUCGCAGACAUGAUGUACUUCUGCCAGAUCCUGGCUGUUGCAGAGGUGAUCAAUCCUGCCCUGGGGCUGGUCAGGACUGGGGUUUUCCCAGCCAUGAUUCAGGUUGUUGGGAGGAACGUCAUCCUGUUCGUCAUCUUCGGGAGCCUUGAGGAGAUGCAGAACAAGGCGGUGGUGUUCUUCGUGUUCUACAUGUGGAGCAUCAUCGAGAUCUUCAGGUACCCUUACUACAUGCUUGCUUGCAUCGACACAGAGUGGAAGCUACUUACCUGGCUCAGGUACACCAUCUGGAUGCCUCUUUAUCCCCUUGGAGUGCUGGCAGAAGCGGUUGCUGUGAUCCAGUCUCUGCACAUCUUUGAUGAGACCAGGCUUUACAGCAUCACUGUGCCCAAACCCCUGGACCUGUCCAUCAGCUUCUCCUACACCCUGCAGCUCUACCUGGUGCUCAUGUUCCUGGGCUUGUUCAUUAAUUUCCGUCACCUCUACAAACAGAGGAGGAGAAGAUUCAGGACCAAGAAGAAGAAGGCGAACUAAACCUGUGCCGCCUUUGGGUCAGUGGGACCGAGCCAGCAUGAGCAGGCUGCUUCUGCCACAGCUGCUACAGCAACAUCACCUUUAGAGCAGCAACCGCCCAAGCUGGCCUAGUGUCUCCAUUUUAGAUCAGCUCCAUUCCUCCCCGAUUCAGUGGACUCAAUAACAUAAGUGCAUUUUUUUCCUUUUUACAGAACAUUUUUGCAUGAUAAAAAUAUUCAAAACAGAAUAGAAGCAAUGCAAAACAACCCACAUAAAAAUACCAUAGGUUUUUUUUUUUAGAUGCACAGAAAGCAGAUGCUCUGUCUGUAUCACUGACAAGAUUCUUUUAAAAGACAGACAGCCUGACGGCCCCUCUCCUCCCCUCAUUCCUGCCCUUUCCUCCACUGGCCUGCUCUCGGUACCUGGUGUGAACUGGAAACCCCAACCAAGCCUUUGCAACUCUACUACGCACAGGCCACAAGUCCAACAUAGUGUUCCCAUAGUGGCCUAGGGUGAAGCUAUAGCCUUGCCUGGCAGAGAACAGCUGCCUCGCUGUGGGAUGUAACCCUGAACUAUCAGUCCACCCCAUCUUAGCAAACAGGCACAGAUAAAGCACUGUGGACAAACUAGUACAAUGACUGCUGCGCUCAGCUGGUGUCAACAUCUAACAAGGGCAGCUGAAGUGCAUGCAGACUGAUAGUGUAGUUGUUUAGAGAAAACGCAAGUAUCAGAAGACUAAGCCAGUAUUAGAAGCAUGGGUGCCGGUCUUAGCACUUUGGGAAAUGCACAUUUUCUGCAAACCGAGUGUGUAAAAGUCACAUACCUUCUUUUGCACAUUCAUGGCCAGUGUCUUCACACUACAGUGUUUUAGUGUGUAUGGUACAAUAGCUAGCAGCAAUACAGGAAAAGUUAAAGAAUUGCAAUAUUGAACCAAAUAGCAACAACUCUUUUACAGAAAAAGACAUUUUGUUAGCACUAUCUUAGGAGUCACACGUAAGCCUUGUAUUAAGCACUUACAACUGUUGUACUUUACUG
Messenger RNA from Lepisosteus oculatus (spotted gar), 2227 nucleotides. It is a transcript of the gene hacd3, whose product is annotated as 3-hydroxyacyl-CoA dehydratase 3. Gene Ontology annotation, molecular function: 3-hydroxyacyl-CoA dehydratase activity. The record is from RefSeq and is a predicted model, not a curated record. Gene Ontology annotation, biological process: sphingolipid biosynthetic process; fatty acid elongation; very long-chain fatty acid biosynthetic process. Lineage: Eukaryota; Metazoa; Chordata; Actinopteri; Semionotiformes; Lepisosteidae. Gene Ontology annotation, cellular component: endoplasmic reticulum membrane.